Molecule: messenger RNA, 489 nt
Organism: Ixodes scapularis (black-legged tick)
Lineage: Eukaryota; Metazoa; Arthropoda; Arachnida; Ixodida; Ixodidae
Product: legumain-like
Exons: 1
Coding region: 1-489 (162 amino acids)
Source: RefSeq, a predicted model, not a curated record
AUGAGGAACACAGGGGUUAGCGAGUUUCAAGGCGCUCACAUUAUACCGCCGCCUCCGGAACGCUUUCAAAGAUCGCCGAGGUACUGCGCCACCAAAUCCAUGACUCCGAUGAACAUCCUGUGGGAAAGCUUGCGGAACACGACAGAACUGGGCAAAAGAGUGAUCACAAAAAACAAAAUGCACACGAUGAAGAAAAUGAGUGCCUUUUCGAAGGACAAGCUGACUCAGAUCAUCGCUCAUGCGACGGGCUGUGUCUCCCAGGGCGGCGAUCGGUUCCUCAACGCCAAGAGAGGGCUUACCAAGCACGCGUGCUUUAAAGAAGCAGUGAGCCACUUCGACUCGCGUUGCUUCGAGGUGCCGCAGAAUCUAUAUGUUGUGAAGUACCUCAGAUUGUUCAUCAACCUAAGCGAGGAGGGUGUUUCCACUCAAGACUUGUGGAGGGCGAUGAAUCAGGCGCGUACUCGUCCAAGGAUCGUCGGAAUUUCUUAG